This is a messenger RNA of Myxocyprinus asiaticus (Chinese sucker), 1194 nucleotides long. RefSeq names its product transcription factor HES-5-like. Gene Ontology annotation, cellular component: nucleus. NCBI's taxonomy places the organism in Eukaryota, Metazoa, Chordata, Actinopteri, Cypriniformes, Catostomidae. Gene Ontology annotation, biological process: regulation of neurogenesis; anterior/posterior pattern specification; regulation of transcription by RNA polymerase II. The record is from RefSeq and is a predicted model, not a curated record. The transcript is spliced from 2 exons. Gene Ontology annotation, molecular function: RNA polymerase II cis-regulatory region sequence-specific DNA binding; DNA-binding transcription factor activity, RNA polymerase II-specific; protein dimerization activity. The coding region runs from base 87 to 575 and encodes 162 amino acids.
UGACACCUACAAUCAUCUCAAAGGAGCAUCUCCCUCUCAACAACAAGGUACAUUCACAUUACAGCAACAUUACUGCAGCAGCUUUCAUGUCUCAUCUUCAAACGUAUUGCUUUUUGAAGGCAAGUUUACUCAACGUGUUUUGUUGUUGUUUUCAGUCGAGAAAGCCAAUAGUGGAGAAGAUGCGCAGAGAACGUAUCAACAGCAGCAUUGAGCAGCUCAAGUGUCUUCUGGCUCCAGAGUUUCUCAACCAGCAGUCUGAUUCCAAGCUGGAGAAAGCAGAUAUCCUGGAGAUGACAGUCAGUUUCCUGAGAUACCUGCGGUCUGUUCUAGACUCCAGUUCACAUGCUGUCAAUCAAGGCUUCUCCAGGUGUGUCCAUGAGAUUGUGCACUUCCUGUCCAAAGAUGAGAUGGAGACACAGAGCCAGAGAAGACUGCUGAAACACUUCCAGAACCUGCAGACAUCAUGUGAGCAGAACAGGAGGGAAAGUGUCCUGACUCAGCUGAUCUCCUCAGACCAGAACACCUUCAGUAAAGAGAUGAAUGUCAACAAGAGCAUCAUCUGGAGACCUUGGUAGAACCCUACAUGAACUGAUCAUGUUUGAAUGCACAAAACAAUUAUGUUUCUCGUUUUGAGAAGAGUGUUUAACCAGUUCCACUAUGGAAAAGAGUUUUGUACUGAUAAGUACUCUGAUGAUUUUAUCUUCUAUGAAGACUUCAUGUAAAGAGGUCCAGAUGGGAAAAUAUACUGACGUCUAUAUUAGACAACAUUGACUUUUACAUUAGAUACAUUUAACAGUUUUCUUUACUGUAUUAUUGUCCUGUGUCAGGACUGAAAAGAGAUGGAUUUGUUAAGAGCCUCUCUUGAGGUUUUGGUAGAAUCUCAUAUAGGCGACAUUCUUUUAUGUAUUUUUAAGUACUUGUUUCUGUCUUCAAUGAAGACUUUCUAUCAAGAUCAUGGCCACAUGAUUUUAAUGAUUAAAGCUUUAAUUCAUUAUGAUUAACAUAAUUUUUUUUAAUCUGAAUUUGCUUUUAUGAAAGCAGUGUUAUAGUUUUUACCUUUCUUUUUCAUUAUUUGAAAACGCCAUUGUAUAUCAAAUUUGAUAUUGUAUUUGUAUGUCUUAAUUAUCAUUAUUCUCAUAUUGAGAGAUGGUUGUUUAAUCAUAAACUCUGCUAUAGUUCUGUGUUGAUUAUGUA